CAAGUGCCAUUCCUGGCGGAUGUCCUGCGGGGGCUGGAAAAUCUGGAGUUGCGUCGCGAGGAAAAUUCAGUCAUCAACGCGUCUUCAUCGAAUCGGCAGUGAAAAUGUGCCAGCGGCGGUUCUUCAGCAGCAAGUACACCAGUUUCCACAAGAAUCACAUCAAGUUAUUUGCCGUUUACAUGAAAACGGCGAAUUUGAUGCAAAACUUCAACGUGCGAAAGCGCUCGCUGUAAGCGCCGCUGCCUCUGCCG
Messenger RNA from Drosophila santomea, 251 nucleotides. RefSeq lists its product as uncharacterized. The coding region runs from base 105 to 233 and encodes 42 amino acids. NCBI's taxonomy places the organism in Eukaryota, Metazoa, Arthropoda, Insecta, Diptera, Drosophilidae. The record is from RefSeq and is a predicted model, not a curated record. The transcript has a single exon.